CUACUGAACGGUAAACGUGUGCUAUUUCUUUCUCUCUAAGAUGCAAGCCUAAGACCACUCUCAACCAAAAGGCAACAGCGAGAUUUUAGGCAUAAAAAUGAAGGAGGAAGCCGAGCAAAAGAAGGAUAAACUUUCGGACACAGAAGAAAAAGAGCAACAAAAUGAUAUCGAAAAGUCCGCGAAAGAGAAAUCGCAAGAAGCGAGUGACGAAUCCCGCCAGAAUGGUAGCGUUCGUCUACGUAAGGCUAAGAGGAGCUCUACAAACAAGCCUGAUAAUACCAAGAAAAGUAACGGUAGCAAAAAACCUCCGAAACUUUUUCCCUCAAGCAAAACGAAGUCCACUUUAGCGAAGUCAUUGAAACUAAACUUCCAGAAAAUGUGUAGCAGUUGUGGAGCUCUGAUAGCCCUUGUCGUAGUGGUGAUACUCACUUUGGCCACCAGACUUUACAAGUUAAAUGAUCCCCCUCAUAUUUGUUGGGAUGAAACACAUUUUGGAAAACAUGCAAAUUUUUAUAUCAAGGGUGAAUUUUUCUUUGACGUCCACCCUCCUCUAGCCAAGAUGUUGAUAGCUUUAGCGGGUUAUCUGAGUGGAUAUGAUGGAUCAUUUGCUUUCGACAAGCCAGGAGAUGAAUAUGGAGAACACAGCUAUGUUGGAAUGAGACUGCUGUGUACAAUGCUUGGUUCUCUGUGUGUUCCUCUUGCUUACUUGAUGGUCUGGGAACUAACCAAAUCAACAGCAGCAUCUGUCUUAGCUGCUUGCUUUAUUAUAUUUGAUAAUGGAUGUAUCACAAUAUCUCAAUACAUUCUCCUGGAUCCAAUCCUAAUGUUUUUCAUUAUGUUGUCUGCAUUCUGCCUUACAAAGUUCCAGUCAUACAAAAAUGAACCAUAUACCAUUCAAUGGUGGAUCUGGAUGUUUGCAACAGGAAUCUCUCUUUCAUGUGCAUUUAGCUGCAAGUGGGUAGGACUGUUUGUGAUACUUUGGGCUGGUUUAACCACUGCUAUGGAAUUGUGGGAAAUUCUGGGUAAUCUGGAAAUCUCGUUGUUUGACGUUGGCAAACAUUUAAUGGCCAGGGUGUUAGGUCUCAUUGUUGUUCCAAUCACAAUCUACUUGUUCUGGUUUGCUGUGCACUUCAGGAUGCUUCCAAACACUGGGCCAGGCGAUGGGUUUUUCAGCUCUGCUUUUCAAUCAACACUAAAAGGAAACCAGCUCUACAUGUAUUCAGUCCCAGAAGAUCUUGCAUUUGGCUCCAUCAUCACGCUAAAGAACCAUAGAGGUGGUGGUGCUUUACUUCACUCUCACACUCACUUGUAUCCUAAAGAACACCCUCCAGAGCAACAGCAGGUUACUGGUUACUCACAUAAAGAUGACAAUAAUAAAUGGCUGGUGAAGAAAGCAUAUGAACAAUAUGACAGCGAAAAACCUGUGGAGUUUGUAAAGAAUGGAGAUUGGAUCAGACUGGAGCAUGUCGCGACUAAGAGAAAUGUACACAGCCAUAAUGAAAAGCCGCCUUUGACCAAGCACCAUUACCAAGUAACAGCUUAUGGAGAUAAUGGUAAGGGAGAUGCAAACGAUUUCUGGAGGGUAGAAGUUGUGAGUGGUGCAAAUGCAGAUAAUCGUGUCAAGACAGUGAAAACCGUCUUUAGACUCGUACAUGUCAACCUUGGCUGUGCUUUACACAUGAGCACAAAGACACUACCUAAAUGGGGAUGGGAACAACUAGAAGUGUCCUGUAAUCCAACGAUUUAUCAUCAAAAUAACUUGUGGAAUGUUGAAGGCCAUGAGAAUGACCGAGUUCCGAAAGCAAGUCCAGAACUAUACAAACCAUCCUUCUUUGAGACUAUAUAUGAAUCGCACUUAGUAAUGGCACAAACAAAUGCAGGAUUCAAGCCAAAAGAAGGCGAAGUGACUUCUCAACCAUGGCAGUGGCCUAUAAACUAUAGGGGUCAAGUAUUUUCUGGCGCAGACAACAGAGUUUACCUCCUUGGAAAUCCUGUCAUCUGGUGGUUCAUUUUUGGCCUCAUGACCUUCUCAAUCAUGAUGUUCUUCUUCUACGCCUUGAAGGCCCAGCGUGGUUACGUAGAUCCGCCACAGUUUUUAG
Molecule: messenger RNA, 2099 nt
Organism: Actinia tenebrosa (Australian red waratah sea anemone)
Lineage: Eukaryota; Metazoa; Cnidaria; Anthozoa; Actiniaria; Actiniidae
Product: protein O-mannosyl-transferase 2
Biological process (GO): protein O-linked glycosylation via mannose
Cellular component (GO): endoplasmic reticulum; membrane
Molecular function (GO): dolichyl-phosphate-mannose-protein mannosyltransferase activity
Source: RefSeq, a predicted model, not a curated record